UCAUCUCAUCGGUCAUCCUCUCCAUAUUUUAAGGUUAUAAACUGAAACAGUCUUAAUUUAAAAAGCACUACCUUUUGUGGCUAAUAAUGGGUUCGGCAAGAUACGAUAGAGCUAUUACAGUAUUUUCACCAGAUGGACAUCUUCUUCAGGUGGAAUAUGCCCAAGAAGCUGUGCGCAAAGGGUCAACAGCAGUGGGGGUAAGAGGAGCCGACGUAGUUGUCCUUGGAGUUGAAAAAAAAUCUGUUGCGAAAUUGCAAGAAGAAAGGACCGUGAGGAAAAUUUGUCUUUUGGAUGAUCAUGUUGUUAUGGCUUUUGCAGGACUAACGGCGGAUGCUCGAAUAUUGAUAAAUAGAGCGCAAGUGGAGUGUCAAUCGCACAAACUGACAGUGGAAGAUCCUGUGACAUUGGAGUACAUUACUCGAUAUAUUGCAGGAUUAAAGCAGAAAUACACCCAAAGUAACGGAAGACGACCGUUUGGCAUUUCUUGUCUGAUUGCUGGAUUUGACUACGACGGCAAACCUCAUCUCUACCAAACUGAGCCUUCUGGCAUCUACUAUGAGUGGAAGGCUAAUGCGACUGGUCGAAGUGCCAAGACUGUGAGGGAGUUUCUAGAGAAGCACUGGACAGUGGAUGAUGUCGCAACAGAGAAAGGCACUGUAAAGCUGGCCAUCAAAGCCUUGCUGGAGGUGGUCCAGUCAGGACGCAAGAACCUGGAGAUAGCUGUGAUGCGGAGAGGCCAGCCUAUGCAGAUGUUGAACGCUGAUGAAAUUGAGGAAUACGUCACAGAAAUCGAAAAAGAGAAGGAAGAGGAAGCCGAAAAGAAGAAGCAGAAGAAAUAAUUGUUCACAAACUUAAUUUUACAUUACGCUGUUCUAAUACAUUUUCUAUAAUAUUCAA
Messenger RNA from Macrosteles quadrilineatus (aster leafhopper), 897 nucleotides. RefSeq names its product proteasome subunit alpha type-7-like. Bases 87 to 839 code for a protein of 250 amino acids. Gene Ontology annotation, biological process: ubiquitin-dependent protein catabolic process. Lineage: Eukaryota; Metazoa; Arthropoda; Insecta; Hemiptera; Cicadellidae. The transcript has 6 exons. The record is from RefSeq and is a predicted model, not a curated record. Gene Ontology annotation, cellular component: proteasome core complex, alpha-subunit complex; proteasome core complex; nucleus.